Messenger RNA from Lepus europaeus (European hare), 2520 nucleotides. Its product is annotated as histamine H3 receptor-like. The transcript has 8 exons. Gene Ontology annotation, molecular function: histamine receptor activity. The record is from RefSeq and is a predicted model, not a curated record. Gene Ontology annotation, biological process: adenylate cyclase-activating adrenergic receptor signaling pathway. NCBI's taxonomy places the organism in Eukaryota, Metazoa, Chordata, Mammalia, Lagomorpha, Leporidae. The coding region runs from base 1 to 2148 and encodes 715 amino acids. Gene Ontology annotation, cellular component: membrane.
AUGGCUCAGGCUUCCAGUCUAGCAUCCAGGGGUCUGGGCUUUGCCAGCUGCUGCUACCCAGUGACCUCCCAGAGCCACUGGCUCAUCACUGGCAUUGUCACCUGGGUCAAGGUUGCUGAGAUUCUGGAAACAUCCACAGAGUCAACGUCUUUGCUAUCGAGUGGUAAGCAACAGAAACAGAUCAGUCAACUGGAGAAGAGUGAGCAAGAACAAAAAGCAUCUUGGAGCUACAGUGACUGUUCUCAGUUCUUCAAACACCACCAACUUUCACCCACAUCAGGCCAUUGCACACACUCUUCUCUGAGCCUGGAGUACCAUCUGGAGCUAAGUCACCCCUAUCUCAGGGACUGGGCUUGCAGUUCCCUUCCCCUGCCCCCUCCCUCAGCCCCAGAAAAGUCAUCUGAUAACUUGUUUGAACUAGGAACGUCAGCAGAAGCCUGGCAAAUAGAAAGAGAUGCCAGACCGACAGUCACAAGGAAAGGGAAAGACAUCUUUCGCUCUGAGAGAAGAGACCAGAGAGAAGAGAGCCAAGAAAAUAGAGUGAGCCUGGGCACCAUGCAGGAUGAAGCAGUCCACAGAAAUGCCCCAUCAGAGGGUGACCGGAAGGUAGCUGCAGAGACCUCCCCCAGCCCGGCUGGUCCCCGGGAGCGCGCAGGGGGUGGCCCGCGCCCCGCCGCCCGCCCGCCAGCUCGCCCGGGCCCCGGGCCCCAAGCCCCACGCCCGCCGCCGCUCUGGCUCCCGCGCUGCCCGCCGCUCUCUCCCUGCGCGCUGCCCUCUCGCCCCGCAGGCGCCGGCGCCCGCUCCCCUGCGCCCUUCCCUUCCCGGACGCGGGGUCCCCUCGCCAGCCCCGCCGCGUCCCGGAGCCCUCGCUACGGUACGGAGCCCAACGCGUCGGGCAACGCGUGCGCCCCGGGGCUGGUGCUGGAGCCCGGGCGGGCGCUGCACCUCGGGCCGCACGCCGCCCACUUCUCGUUGCCCGCGGCCUCGCUGCUGGCGGCGCUCAUGGCUGUGCUGGCGCUGGCCACGGUGCUGGGCAACGCGCUGGUCGUGGUGGCCUUCGCCGUGGACCGCAGCCUGCGCUCCCGCGGCAACUUCUUCUUCCUCAACUUGGCGGUCGCCGACCUGCUGGUGGGCGGCUUCUGCAUUCCACUAUACAUCCCCUACGUCCUGACCCGGACGUGGAAGUUCGGGAAGGGGCUGUGUGAAGUGUGGCUGGUGACGGAUUACCUCAUGUGCACCGCCUCGGUCUUCAACAUCGUCCUCAUCAGCUACGACAGGUUCCUCUCCGUCACCAGGGCGGUGACUUACAGGGCCCAGAAAGACAUGACCAGGAGCACCAUCUUCAAGAUGGCACUGGUGUGGGUGGCAGCGUUCCUCCUGUAUGGGCCUGCCAUCAUCGGCUGGGAGUACGUGGCCAAAAGCAGCAUCCUGCCCCGGGGGGAGUGCUAUGCUGAGUUCUUCUACAACUGGUACUUCCUCAUGACAGCUUCCAUCAUUGAGUUCUUCACAGCCUUCAUCAGUGUCACUUACUUCAACUUGACCAUCUAUACCAACAUUCGGAAGUGCACUUCCCUGAGGAAGGCCAACGCUGGCCCCAGCCAUGACGGCUUGGAGAUGGACUUCCAGCGGAGGCAAAACAAACACAUCAUAUUUUUUAAGUCAGCUGAGAGGACAAGCCGGAAGAGAAAAGACAUCUCCCAUAUGCACAAGGGUUCUUCCUUGGUUGUUUGCGGGACUCAAGAUUUACCCCCUCUCCAGGUGGACCACGGAAUGAGAGCAACCCAGCGGUGGCAGAACCACUACAGGGCAGACAAGGUCUGCAAUGCCCCAGGGCAACUGGACCUCCGCAGCACCAGGGCCAGCUGCCUGCGGCUCUCCCGGGACAAGCGAGUGGCUAAGUCGCUGGCCAUCAUUGUGUGUGUGUUCAGCCUGUGCUGGGCUCCCUACACUUUGCUGAUGAUCAUCCGAGCUGCCUGCCAUGGGACGUGCAUCCAGCACUCUCUCUAUGAAACAUCCUUCUGGCUCCUCUGGUUGAACUCAGCUAUCAACCCUGUCCUGUAUCCACUGUGCCAUGUGAGUUUCAGAAAAGCAUUCAUCAAACUGCUGUGCCCUGGGAAGGCCAAGAUCCACCCUCAUAUGUACGUGUGACAGAUACGCCUCCUGGGCCAGAUCAUCUAAACCUCUUGUUCUCCAAAAGUCAGUAAAGGCUUCCCUAGAUCACUCCCACUCAUUUCAUCUUGUCUUUGCCCCAAGGAGACAUGGUGCCCAUGGCAAAAACAAGUGAAGGCAUGGGCAUCUGGCACUGUGGUUAGGACAAACUUGGGACACCCACAUCUUGUAUUAGAGUGCCUGGGACUGAGUCCUGCCUCCGCUUCUGAUCCAGCCUCCUGUUAGUGUGCAUGCUAGGAGGCAGCAGAUGAUGGUUCAAGUACUUAAGUCCCUGUCCACCCAUAUGGGAGAGUUCGGUUGAGAUCCAGGCUCCUGGCUUUGGCCUGGCCCAGCCCCAACUGUUGGGGGCAU